CGCGUGGACCCAAACCGCUUCCAAGGACCCGCUCGGCCCGUUCCGAACUGAACGACGGAGUCUCCGGUUCUUGAAACCGCCCCCGCCCCGCCUGCCCGCCGCCCGCGCUCUGUGCUCCCUCGGCUGCUGCGCCCUCCCCCGCCCUGCAGUCAGACAACCGAAGCUCCUUUGCUGCUUCCAGCGGCGGCGGCGGCUUCUUCCUCCGCGGACACAGAGAGAGGGAGGGAGGGAGAGGGAGAAGCGAGCGAAGGAUGCUUAUAAGAAACAAUAUUCAUGA
Podarcis lilfordi (Lilford's wall lizard) is the source of this 277-nucleotide messenger RNA. Lineage: Eukaryota; Metazoa; Chordata; Lepidosauria; Squamata; Lacertidae. The record is from the annotation of a GenBank genome assembly.